Molecule: messenger RNA, 1689 nt
Organism: Labrus mixtus (cuckoo wrasse)
Lineage: Eukaryota; Metazoa; Chordata; Actinopteri; Labriformes; Labridae
Gene: arl3b
Product: ADP ribosylation factor like GTPase 3b
Exons: 6
Coding region: 146-694 (182 amino acids)
Biological process (GO): cilium assembly
Cellular component (GO): cytoplasm; microtubule cytoskeleton
Molecular function (GO): GTPase activity; GTP binding
Source: RefSeq, a predicted model, not a curated record
UUAUAACAAGCGGACCUGGCAACACAGCUCGGGACGUUAAACUCGUCUUCCAUACGUUGCUUGAGUUUUUGUGCGUGACUUUGCGUCUGACGUCACCCCCCCCUUAGUAACCCUCGGCGGCGUCUCCAAGAGCGAAGGCAACAAGAUGGGAUUACUGUCUAUUCUUCGGAAGCUAAAGAGCACACCAGACCAGGAGGUGAGGAUACUGCUGCUGGGUCUGGACAACGGAGGGAAGACCACCUUGCUCAAACAGCUGGCAUCUGAAGACAUCAGCCACAUCACCCCCACACAGGGAUUCAACAUCAAAAGCGUCCAGUCUCAGGGUUUUAAACUGAAUGUUUGGGACAUCGGAGGCCAGAGGAAGAUCAGGCCUUACUGGAGAAACUACUUUGAAAACACAGAUGUACUUAUUUAUGUAAUUGACAGUGCUGACAGAAAGAGAUUUGAAGAAACAGGCCAGGAGCUGGCUGAGCUGUUGGAUGAGGAGAAGUUGAGUGGCGUCCCCGUGUUGAUCUUUGCAAACAAGCAGGACCUGCUGACAGCUGCUCCAGCCUCAGAGAUCGCUGAGGGUCUCAACCUGCACACCAUCCGGGAUCGCAUGUGGCAGAUCCAGUCCUGCUCCGCCCUCACUGGUGAGGGGAUUCAGGAGGGCAUGAAUUGGGUCUGCAAGAGCGUCAACUCAAAGAAAAAAUAGCUUCUCCUCUAGUCUUCUACUUCUUCGGAGGAACAGCAGCAGCAGUGACAGCCGCACACACACAUACACUGACACACAUUUUACCCUCCUGAGCCUUAGAACGAUGGGAUAUACCUGUGAAUGUAAACACACUACUAAUCCAACAUGGACUUCGAGUUUUUAACACCCUGCAUUCUUCUUUUACUGUCGUCAAGUAAUGUCAACGCAUCUUCCUAAAGCGAGGAGGGUUUUGACCUCAAAGGGAACCGCUUGCCCUCCACCCAGACAACCCACGUCAUCACCGCAAUCCCAGCCAAUCACCAGCCACCAUCCUUCGCCUGUCACGACCUCAAACAUUCCCAUUAAACUGCUGUCUUUCGUUUUGAAUUCCAGCUUGUUCUGUAAUCCUUCUCCUCCAUCUCAUUCUUCCAGGUUGAUAUGUGUUGUUUUUUUUAUCAUUCAUCAUUUAUCAUGGUAUGUAAAGUAUCAUUCCACGAUGGCUGUAAGUGCUUGUCCUGCUAUGGCUCUGUUUGAAGUGAGGUAUAUUUUUGUAAUUGUUUUAUUUAUGGUGAAGUAGAGUGUGGAGUGCUUUAAAAAAAAAAACAACUGGUGUGGUGUGUGUGAUUUCGAGCAUGUUGGAGGAACGGUCCAACUCUACCAUUGAAAGAUUAAUACGUUACAUGUUAAUAUGUAUAAAAAAAGGCGACGAAAUGAAAUGGUUAAGAGCAACUACAUUUUUGGAUCAACUGUAAAUAGCUCAGCCCCGUGUUUAUAUAUUAUGUUAUGCACAUAUUGUAGAGUACAUGUCACCCUGCUGUACUCUGUAACCUAUAAUGUUUGCAUAUCUAAUAUAAGCUGGCAGGUUUUUGACCGAGGUACUGUACGUCCUGAUGCAUUUCUUUGUGCUUCUCGGGUUAGUGAGGGAAUUCACUCUUGGCGUUUCCUUUUGAUAUUCUUGAAUGUAAUCUGUCCAGAAUUGAAGGUACUGUAUGUGAAUAAAAAAAUAUAAGAUAUAA